GGAGGAGAGAGAGAGAGAGAUCGUGCUUGACUCGUUUUCCGUCUGGGCGCAUGAGGCACGUGCUUUUCAGAUUGGGGAACCAGGAACAGCUGUCGGGUGUGUUUGUGUGUCGUUAAAGCUGUGGGAUCGUUUGAAUCGGCGGCGCUUGUCUGUGCGCGACAGGUCCUUUCCUGUCUCUGUUCCCCAGAUGGGCUGUAAACAGCUGUGUUUACGGUAGCUCCAGAGAGCUGUGGUGAGGCGACUGGGUGGGGUCUUGCAGAAUGCGCUGCACCUCCUGAAAUGUGGACCAUCACCGGGAUAGAUUGGUGAUGCUGAAACUAGCUACAUGCAUGGACACCACAGACUUGGAGGACAGAGUUGGAGGACAGAGUUGGAGGACAGAGUUGGAGGACAGAUUUGGAGGACAGAGUUGGAGGACAGAGUUGGUCGGGCUAUGCAUGCAGAGAGGGUUGCGGUGUCUGGUGAAACAGCUGGACAAGGGAGAGGUGAAUGUUCUGGAUCUGAGGAGGAACAUAGAGCAUGCUGCCUCUGUUCUAGAGGCAGUCUACAUAGAUGAGACCAGGCGUCUCCUGGACACAGAGGAUGAACUCAGCGACAUUCAGGCGGACUCCGUGCCAUCCCGAAGUCCGCGAUUGGCUUGGCUUCCACCCUUCACCCGGAAGAUGGGUGUGGUCCGGCGGCGCCCGGAGGAGAAGCCGAGGUUUCGCUCCAUCGUCCACGCCGUGCAGGCUGGGAUCUUCGUAGAGAGGAUGUACAGACGGACAUCUAACAUGACAGGACUGACAUACCCUCCUGCUGCUCUGGCUGCACUGAAGGAUGUUGACAGGUGGACCUUCGACGUGUUUGCUCUGCACGAGGCCUCCGGUGAACACGCACUCAAGUUCCUGGUCUACGAGCUGCUGACACGCUAUGACCUCAUCACUCGCUUCAGGAUCCCUGUGUCUUCCCUGGUGUCCUUCGUGGAGGCUCUGGAGGUGGGCUACAGCAAGCACAGGAACCCCUACCACAACCUGGUGCAUGCGGCCGACGUCACUCAGACAGCUCACUACCUGAUGCUGCACACUGGGGUCAUGCACUGGCUGACUGAGCUGGAGAUCCUGGCCAUGGUGUUUGCUGCGGCCAUCCAUGACUUUGAACACACAGGAACCACCAACAACUUCCACAUCCAGACCAGGUCUGAGGUGGCCAUCCUGUAUAACGACCGCUCGGUGCUGGAGAACCACCACGUGAGCGCCGCCUACAGGCUUCUGCAGGAGGACGACAUGAACAUCCUGGUCAACCUCAGCAAGGACGACUGGAGGGAACUGAGGGCGCUGGUGGUGGAGAUGGUGAUGAGUACAGACAUGUCCUGCCACUUCCAGCAGAUCAAAACCAUGAGGAACCUGCUGCAGCAGCCACACUGUGUGGACAAGGGCAAAGCUCUGUCCCUGAUGCUGCACGCUGCAGACAUCAGCCACCCAGCCAAGGCCUGGCCCCUGCACUACCGCUGGACGCACAGCCUCAUGGAGGAGUUCUUCAGACAGGGCGACAAAGAGGCGGAGCUAGGCCUGCCCUUCUCUCCUCUGUGUGACCGCAAGGCCACCAUGAUCGCCCAAUCACAGAUCGGCUUCAUAGACUUCAUCGUGGAGCCCACCUUCUCAGUCCUGGUGGACACCACUGAGAAGAUAAUGUCUCCUCUCAUAGAGGAAGCGGUCAAGUCUCAGGACUCUGGUCCCUGCAGGUCCAGCCUGACAUGCAGCGGCUCUGUGACGGUGGAGUCGGUCCAGAGACACAGUGGACGGGGGUGUGGUCCUGAUCAGGUGACCUCCGACUACUCGCUGGCAGCCAUUGACCUCCGCCACGUGCGCCUCCUGCUGUCUGAGGUCAUCCACAACAACAAGGAGCGCUGGAAGGAGCUCUCUGUACAAGAGCUGGCCAGCAGAGAGAGGGAGGAGCGGUGUCCAGAUGUCACAGAGGUCACAGAGGUCAGCAUCCUCCAAUCGGACGACUCGCCCACUCACACCAAUCAGCUGAGCGAUACAGACUCCCGGCCCGCCUCCCCGUCCCCGUCUGAUGACACGCAGGACCGCUCGCCAGGUUACGCCCCUCCAGAGCGGUGGAACGGGGAGGGGCCUGGAGUGGUCUUUGAGGAGGAGGAGGAAGAGGAGGAGGAGGAAGAGGAUGGAAAAGACUGACGCCGUGCUGCCACGAUGAAGAGGCUGCGACGGCAAUGCGUGUCUGCCUGUCUGUCUGUGUCCACCUGCCUUUCUGCCUGUUUCCCUGUCUGCCUGCCUGCCCGUCAUUCCG
Molecule: messenger RNA, 2286 nt
Organism: Hypomesus transpacificus
Lineage: Eukaryota; Metazoa; Chordata; Actinopteri; Osmeriformes; Osmeridae
Gene: pde1a
Product: phosphodiesterase 1A, calmodulin-dependent
Biological process (GO): signal transduction
Molecular function (GO): 3',5'-cyclic-nucleotide phosphodiesterase activity
Source: RefSeq, a predicted model, not a curated record